Molecule: messenger RNA, 7468 nt
Organism: Mandrillus leucophaeus (drill)
Lineage: Eukaryota; Metazoa; Chordata; Mammalia; Primates; Cercopithecidae
Gene: TTC28
Product: tetratricopeptide repeat domain 28
Exons: 19
Coding region: 1-6774 (2257 amino acids)
Molecular function (GO): protein binding
Source: RefSeq, a predicted model, not a curated record
AUGAAGAGUCCCAGCCUGGCAGCACUGCCUGAUAACUGGAGGAUGCCAGGAAAGAGCCAGUGUAAUAAUCUUUCCCUUUUUCCCCCACACCCCAGAGGAGAAAUGCCUAAAUAUUCCCUUCCUUAUGUUCAGAGAGCUUUAGCAAGCAGCUCCUAUGUCUCCCUGGCAUUUAGAGAAAUGAAGAACCAGAAGCAGAAGAUCCCAGGGCUAUCAUUUGGAGUUGCCAUAAACCAGAAGUUCCUGAGAACAGCGACGCCUGGGGCUGCUUCAUCAGCUUUGAGCAGUCUGGGCCACGUGUACACAGCCAUUGGAGACUACCCCAAUGCACUGGCCAGUCACAAACAGUGUGUUCUUCUUGCCAAGCAAUCCAAAGAUGAACUUUCUGAAGCCCGAGAACUUGGCAACAUGGGAGCUGUGUAUAUUGCCAUGGGUGACUUUGAGAAUGCUGUGCAGUGCCAUGAGCAGCAUCUGAAGAUAGCCAAGGACCUGGGGAACAAGCGAGAAGAGGCCCGGGCCUACAGCAACCUGGGCAGUGCCUAUCACUACCGAAGGAACUUUGACAAGGCCAUGUCUUACCACAACUAUGUCCUGGAGCUGGCCCAGGAGUUGAUGGAGAAGGCUAUUGAGAUGCGGGCCUAUGCUGGACUAGGCCAUGCUGCCAGGUGCAUGCAGGAUUUGGAGAGAGCUAAACAGUACCAUGAGCAGCAGCUGGGCAUUGCUGAGGAUCUCAAGGACCGGGCUGCAGAGGGGCGAGCAUCCUCCAAUCUGGGAAUCAUACACCAGAUGAAAGGUGAUUAUGACACUGCACUGAAACUCCACAAGACCCACCUGUGCAUCGCCCAGGAGCUGAGUGAUUAUGCUGCCCAGGGCCGUGCCUAUGGGAAUAUGGGCAAUGCCUACAAUGCCCUGGGCAUGUACGACCAGGCGGUCAAAUACCAUCGGCAGGAGCUGCAGAUCUCCAUGGAAGUGAAUGACCGCGCCUCACAGGCUUCCACACAUGGGAACCUUGCCGUGGCCUACCAGGCCCUGGGUGCCCAUGACCGGGCCCUGCAACACUAUCAGAACCACUUGAACAUUGCCCGGGAGCUACAAGACAUCCAGAGCGAGGCCCGGGCCCUCAGCAACCUGGGCAAUUUCCACUGCUCUCGGGGAGAGUAUGUCCAGGCUGCCCCCUAUUAUGAACAGUACCUCCGGCUUGCUCCCGACCUUCAAGACAUGGAAGGAGAAGGGAAGGUCUGCCACAAUCUUGGCUAUGCCCAUUACUGCCUUGGAAAUUAUCAGGAGGCAGUGAAGUACUACGAACAGGAUCUGGCACUGGCCAAAGACCUUCAUGACAAGUUGAGCCAAGCAAAAGCCUACUGCAACUUGGGCCUAGCGUUCAAGGCUCUGCUGAAUUUCAGUAAAGCUGAAGAGUGUCAGAAGUACCUACUGUCCCUAGCCCAGUCUCUGAAUAAUUCCCAGGCUAAAUUUCGAGCCCUAGGGAACCUGGGCGAUAUAUUCAUCUGUAAAAAAGAUAUAAAUGGUGCAAUAAAAUUCUACGAGCAACAGCUGGGCUUAGCUCACCAGGUAAAGGACAGAAGAUUAGAAGCCAGUGCAUAUGCAGCCCUUGGCACUGCAUACCGAAUGAUCCAGAAGUAUGACAAGGCCCUGGGUUAUCACACACAGGAACUGGAGGUAUAUCAGGAGCUGAGCGACUUGCCAGGGGAGUGCAGAGCUCAUGGGCACCUGGCUGCUGUCUACAUGGCCCUUGGGAAAUACACAAUGGCAUUCAAGUGUUAUGAAGAGCAACUGGAUCUAGGGCAAAAGCUGAAGGAUCCAAGUCUGGAAGCCCAGGUCUAUGGCAACAUGGGCAUCACAAAGAUGAACAUGAAUGUGAUGGAAGAAGCCAUUGGUUACUUUGAGCAGCAAUUGGCCAUGCUGCAGCAGCUAAGUGGAAAUGAGUCUGUGCUUGACAGGGGCCGGGCCUAUGGCAACCUGGGAGAUUGCUACGAAGCCCUGGGUGACUAUGAGGAAGCUAUCAAAUACUAUGAACAAUAUUUAUCUGUGGCGCAGAGUCUGAAUCGCAUGCAAGACCAAGCCAAGGCUUACCGGGGCCUGGGAAAUGGACACAGGGCAAUGGGGAGCUUGCAGCAAGCCCUCGUAUGCUUUGAAAAGAGGCUCGUGGUUGCCCAUGAGCUCGGGGAGGCCUUCAAUAAAGCCCAGGCCUAUGGAGAACUGGGAAGUCUGCACAGCCAAUUAGGGAAUUACGAACAAGCCAUUUCCUGCCUUGAACGCCAGCUGAACAUUGCUAGAGAUAUGAAAGACCGAGCCCUGGAGAGUGACGCAGCCUGUGGCCUGGGGGGCGUUUACCAGCAGAUGGGGGAGUAUGACACAGCCCUGCAGUACCACCAGCUUGAUCUACAGAUAGCAGAGGAAACCAACAACCCCACAUGCCAGGGCCGAGCCUAUGGGAACCUGGGCCUGACUUAUGAAUCCCUGGGCACCUUCGAGAGGGCUGUGGUCUAUCAAGAACAGCACUUGAGCAUUGCUGCACAGAUGAAUGACUUGGCGGCCAAGACGGUGUCAUAUAGUAGCCUUGGAAGGACCCAUCAUGCCUUGCAGAACUAUUCCCAAGCAGUCAUGUACUUACAGGAAGGUUUAAGGUUAGCUGAGCAACUGGGCCGAAGAGAAGAUGAGGCAAAAAUUCGCCAUGGCCUUGGCCUCUCCCUUUGGGCUAGUGGAAACUUGGAGGAGGCCCAACACCAGCUUUAUAGGGCAUCAGCCUUGUUUGAAACGAUCCGACACGAGGCACAGCUGAGCACGGACUACAAACUCUCCCUCUUUGACCUGCAGACAUCAUCCUACCAGGCCUUGCAGCGGGUGCUUGUCACCUUAGGCCAUCAUGAUGAAGCCCUGGCCGUGGCAGAAAGGGGACGGACAAGGGCAUUUGCUGAUCUUCUGGUGGAACGACAAACAGGACAACAGGACUCUGACCCCUACUCCCCAGUCACUAUUGAUCAGAUCUUAGAGAUGGUUAAUGGCCAGAGGGGACUAGUGCUUUACUAUUCCCUGGCUGCAGGCUAUCUGUAUAGCUGGCUGCUUGCUCCUGGGGCAGGAAUUCUGAAGUUUAAUGAACACUACCUGGGUGAGAACACAGUGGAAAACUCAAGUGACUUCCAGGCCAGCAGCAGUGCAACCCUUCCAACAGCAACUGGCUCAGCCCUGGAGCAUCACAUUGCCAGUGUCCGGGAGGCCCUGGGGGUGGAGUCUCACUACUCAAGGGCCUGUGCCAGCAGUGAGACAGAGAGUGAAGCGGGAGACAUCAUGGACCAGCAAUUUGAAGAGAUGAACAACAAACUCAACUCGGUCACUGACCCCACUGGCUUUCUGCGGAUGGUUCGCCGCAAUAACCUCUUUAACAGGAGCUGCCAGAGCAUGACGAGCCUGUUCAGUAACACUGUGUCACCGACCCAGGACGGGACCUCCUCUCUUCCCAGGAGGCAGAACUCGUUCGCCAAGCCCCCGCUCCGUGCCCUGUAUGACCUGCUCAUCGCACCCAUGGAAGGGGGCCUGAUGCACUCCAGCGGCCCCGUGGGCCGGCACCGGCAGCUCAUCCUGGUUCUAGAGGGGGAGCUCUACCUCAUUCCUUUCGCCCUCCUGAAGGGAAGCUCCUCCAACGAGUACCUCUACGAGCGCUUCGGCCUCCUUGCUGUCCCUUCCAUCCGCUCCCUUAGCGUGCAGUCCAAGUCUCACUUACGGAAGAAUCCGCCCACAUACUCCAGCUCCACAUCCAUGGCGGCUGUCAUCGGCAACCCCAAGCUCCCAUCAGCCGUGAUGGACAGGUGGCUGUGGGGGCCCAUGCCGUCGGCUGAGGAAGAGGCCUACAUGGUGUCCGAGCUGCUGGGCUGCCAGCCCCUAGUGGGCAGUGUAGCCACCAAGGAGAGGGUCAUGAGCGCCCUGACCCAGGCUGAGUGCGUCCACUUUGCCACUCACAUCUCCUGGAAGCUGUCAGCCUUGGUCCUCACGCCCAGCAUGGACGGCAACCCUGCCAGCAGCAAGAGCUCCUUUGGCCACCCCUACACGAUCCCUGAGUCCUUGCGGGUGCAGGACGACGCCAGUGACGGGGAAAGCAUCUCGGACUGCCCGCCCCUGCAGGAGCUGCUGCUCACGGCCGCCGAUGUCCUGGACCUGCAGCUGCCCGUGAAGCUGGUGGUGCUUGGCUCCUCCCAGGAGUCCAACAGCAAAGUCACAGCCGACGGAGUCAUCGCGCUGACAAGGGCCUUCCUGGCUGCUGGCGCUCAGUGUGUCCUCGUGUCUCUGUGGCCUGUGCCAGUGGCUGCUUCUAAGAUGUUCAUCCAUGCCUUCUACUCAUCCCUGCUGAAUGGCCUGAAAGCCAGCGCCGCCCUGGGGGAGGCCAUGAAGGUGGUGCAGAGCAGCAAGGCCUUCUCGCACCCCUCCAACUGGGCAGGGUUCAUGCUCAUCGGGAGUGAUGUUAAGCUGAACAGCCCCUCAUCACUCAUCGGCCAGGCCCUCACAGAGAUCCUGCAGCACCCAGAGCGCGCGCGGGAUGCCCUGCGAGUGCUGCUGCACCUGGUGGAAAAGUCCCUGCAGCGCAUCCAGAAUGGGCAGCGCAAUGCCAUGUACACGUCCCAGCAGAGCGUGGAGAACAAAGUGGGCGGCAUCCCUGGCUGGCAGGCCCUCCUCACCGCUGUGGGCUUCCGGCUGGACCCUCCAACCAGCGGCCUGCCAGCAGCUGUCUUCUUCCCAACCUCUGACCCGGGUGACCGGCUCCAGCAGUGCAGCAGCACCCUCCAGUCCCUGCUGGGUCUGCCCAAUCCUGCCCUCCAAGCCCUUUGCAAACUCAUCACUGCCUCGGAGACGGGAGAGCAGCUCAUCAGCCGGGCUGUUAAAAAUAUGGUUGGAAUGCUCCACCAGGUGCUGGUUCAGCUCCAGGCUGGCGAGAAGGAGCAGGACUUGGCAUCAGCUCCCAUUCAGGUCUCCAUCAGCGUCCAGCUGUGGCGGCUCCCGGGAUGCCACGAGUUCCUGGCAGCUCUAGGUUUUGAUCUCUGUGAAGUUGGUCAGGAGGAAGUAAUCCUGAAAACCGGGAAGCAAGCUAAUCGACGGACUGUGCACUUCGCGCUGCAGUCCCUGCUGUCUCUGUUCGAUUCUACUGAGCUACCCAAGCGCCUCAGCCUCGACAGCUCCUCCUCCCUGGAGUCUCUUGCUUCUGCUCAGUCUGUUUCCAAUGCUCUGCCCUUGGGCUACCAGCACCCCCCCUUCUCUCCCACCGGUGCCGACAGCAUUGCCUCAGACGCCAUCUCUGUGUACAGUCUGAGCUCCAUUGCCUCCUCAAUGAGCUUUGUCUCCAAACCUGAGGGUGGAUCAGAGGGUGGAGGCCCCGGAGGACGACAGGACAAUGACCGGUCCAAGAACGCUUACCUGCAGAGAUCCACCCUGCCUCGGAGCCAGCUGCCUCCCCAGACCCGCCCUGCAGGCAACAAAGAUGAAGAAGAAUAUGAAGGGUUUUCUAUCAUCAGUAACGAGCCCUUGGCGACCUACCAAGAAAACCAAAACAUGUGCUUCUCACCAGACCACAAACAACCCCGACCUGGGACAGCCGGAGGCUUGAGAGUCUCAGUGAGCUCCAAAGGGAGCAUCAGCACUCCAAAUUCUCCAGUGAAAAUGACUCUGAUUCCCAGCCCCAACUCACCCUUCCAAAAGGUGGGAAAACUAGCAAGCUCAGAUACAGGAGAAUCAGACCAGUCUAGCACAGAAACGGACAGUACCGUGAAAUCCCAAGAAGAAAGCAAUCCAAAACUUGAUCCACAAGAAUUAGCCCAGAAAAUUCUAGAGGAGACACAGAGUCAUCUCAUUGCGGUGGAGCGUCUUCAGAGGAGCGGCGGCCAGGUGAGCAAGAGUAAUAACCCUGAAGACGGCAUUCAGGCGCCCAGCAGCGCUGCCGUCUUCAGAGCAUCAGAAACCAGCGCGUUCAGCAGGCCUGUCCUCUCCCAUCAGAAGAGUCAGCCAUCGCCAGUCACUGUUAAACCAAAGCCCCCAGCCAGGAGCUCCUCCCUGCCCAAGGUGAGUUCUGGAUAUAGCAGCCCCACCACCUCGGAGACGUCCAUCAAAGACAGCCCGAGCCAGAACAGUGGCCGGCCAUCGCCCGGCUCCGACUCACAGACUUCCCAGCUGGACCAGCCUCUCUUUAAACUGAAGUACCCCAGCUCUCCUUACAGCGCUCACAUUUCCAAAUCACCAAGGAACAUGUCCCCAAGCUCCGGCCACCAGUCUCCUGCUGGCAGUGCACCUUCCCCAGCUCUCUCCUACUCCUCAGCUGGAUCCGCUCGCUCGAGUCCAGCAGACGCUCCUGACAUAGACAAACUGAAAAUGGCGGCCAUUGAUGAAAAGGUGCAGGCUGUCCAUAACCUGAAGAUGUUCUGGCAAAGCACACCCCAGCAUUCCACAGGGCCAAUGAAGAUCUUCCGGGGGGCUCCUGGCACGAUGACUUCUAAGAGAGAUGUCCUCAGUCUGUUGAAUUUGUCACCACGGCACAAUAAGAAGGAGGAGGGAGUGGAUAAGCUUGAACUGAAGGAGCUGUCCCUGCAGCAGCAUGAGGGAGCUCCACCAAAAGCCCCUCCCAACGGACACUGGCGCACCGAGACCACCUCGCUGGGCGCACUGCCGCUGCCCGCCGGCCCUCCUGCCACAGCCCCCGCGCGCCCUUUGAGACUGCCUUCUGGAAAUGGCUACAAGUUCCUGUCCCCAGGAAGAUUUUUCCCUUCUUCCAAAUGCUAAAGCAUCUUUUAUACCCACUGACUCUGAGCAGCCGGCAGAUGGGGGCCUGGCGUUUGCUUCAGCCGUUCCGAGUGCAGUCCCCUCACAGCCACCAGCACCCUCGUGAUGCUGUGCUCUCCGGGCAAGGGGCAUGACCACGUCCAAAGGCUGUCACACACACUGGUGGCUUUUCUGGGCCACAUUCACCAAAAGCCAGGACUUCUAUGGGGCUGGUACAGGAGGCUCAUGGAAUUUCCUAUACACUUCACCAAAUGUUUACCUUUGAACUCCCUGCUUCUCAUCUUUGAUAUGAUUCUUCACCAGGAUUUUGUACAAAAAUGAUCAUGGUUCUGGGGUAGGGAGAGGAAAGGGAGCACAUAUUUUGCUAAGAGGUAUAUAUGCAGUACCUUUUAUACACAGAAAUACAAAUAGAGCUUUUUCUAAGGCUUUCGGGUGCUGGUUGGGGGUGGGAUAUAUGAAAUUUCUCUCAGUUGAAUUCUACAGGAAAGUGUUAUAUUAGCCAAAAAUGGAAUAAUGGUUUUUAAAAUGCCAAUGAUUUGUAAUUAAAUUGUAGCAAUUUUGGUCUCAUGAUAGUGUAAUAUCUCAGCAACAAUGCAAUAAUUCACAUUGAAACAGCGCUUCCAUUCUGAACUCUCCUCUGCAAAUGUCCUUUGGGUCCCGCUGUCAACCAAACUUGAAUUUUCUUAAAAAAAAA